Puccinia triticina is the source of this 168-nucleotide messenger RNA. RefSeq lists its product as uncharacterized. The record is from RefSeq and is a predicted model, not a curated record. The transcript has a single exon. Bases 1 to 168 code for a protein of 55 amino acids. NCBI's taxonomy places the organism in Eukaryota, Fungi, Basidiomycota, Pucciniomycetes, Pucciniales, Pucciniaceae.
AUGUGCCGCCCAGCAGCAAACCACCAUCACCAUUGCCAAGAAUUGUGCCGUCCACAACCACUACCGUUGGCCCCACCUCUCACCCGUUGCCACCCCCACCGCUCGCCUCAACAAAGUAACCGUUACUUUAGAGCCGUCGCCACGCCACCAUUGGCCUCAACGCAUUAA